Messenger RNA from Sycon ciliatum, 3849 nucleotides. Its product is annotated as ubiquitin carboxyl-terminal hydrolase 36-like. The transcript has 16 exons. Gene Ontology annotation, molecular function: cysteine-type deubiquitinase activity. Gene Ontology annotation, cellular component: cytosol; nucleus. The record is from RefSeq and is a predicted model, not a curated record. NCBI's taxonomy places the organism in Eukaryota, Metazoa, Porifera, Calcarea, Leucosolenida, Sycettidae. Bases 101 to 2482 code for a protein of 793 amino acids. Gene Ontology annotation, biological process: regulation of apoptotic process; protein deubiquitination.
CAUUUGCAGUUUCGGUAUUUGUGUGUCUGGUGCAGAGACUACUUUUAUCUAGAGCUAAAAGCUCUUUGUAUUGUCGUCUCUGUCCUCCUGAGCUGUGAAAAUGCCGGAGAGACGAGCAGUGAAAGCUCUGGACUCCAUUCUUGGGUCCAAUGCGAACCAGUUGAUAGUGGAGACAACGUCUUUUGUUGAUGCAAAGGAACGUGAUCUCUCGUAUGCUAGUUUGAAAGAGAAGCGCCGACCGUUGAAUAUGACCACUGCCACUGAAGGGCAAGCUAGUAAACAGGAGUCGAGUACCAGUGAGAAUUCUGCCAGAAAUGCUGAGUAUUCCCGUGUUCCACAAACUGCUGAUGAUGGCCUUCCUGUGCCGAAACGAGUACUGUUUGAACAAGAUCGCCUAUCUCUACGGUGGAGAACUACACGCAAAGUUGGUUGCGGACUAUUCAACCUGGGUAACACAUGCUUUUUAAACAGCGUCAUACAGUGCUUGGCCUACACUCCACCUCUCGUCGCCUACCUGGAGAGUGGAGAACACACUGAAGUCUGUCGAGCGGAUGGAUACUGUGCCAUGUGCGCUCUGACACAGCACGUGAAGAGAGUCUUCUCCUCGCCAGCACCCAUCAAGCCAGGAAGCAUCGCAAGUCGGCUAAAGUUUUUCGCUAAGCAUUUUCGCUUCGGACGCCAAGAAGAUGCUCAUGAAUUUCUUCGUUACUUCACCGAAGCGUUGCAAAAGUGCUGCCUGAGUGGCUUGUCAACCAAGAUCGACUCUUCAAUCAAGGCCACCACACUAGUGCAUCAAGUGUUUGGUGGAUACCAUCGUAGCUUAGUGUUGUGCUCAAAGUGCAAGUAUGAAUCGAAGACGUUCGAUCCUCUCCUGGAUGUCAGCCUUGAUAUCAAGAAUGCGAAUUCAGUGACAGGAGCGUUUGAGCAGUUCAUCAAGCCAGAUAUACUGGAUGGUGCCAACAAGUACAUGUGUCCGAAAUGCAAGUCGAAAGUCAAUGCGAAGAAGAUGCUGAGCAUUCACCGUGCACCCAAUGUUCUCACGAUACAGCUGAAAAGGUUUGACUUUUUUCACAAGUCUGGUGGGAAAAUCAACAAGAAGAUUUCCUACAGUCCCACACUGAACCUACGCCCGUACAUGAGUGAGAAAUCGGGUGAUGCAAUGAUGUAUGAUCUGUAUGCUGUGCUGGUACACGCGGGGCAUUCAGUACAUUCUGGCCAUUACUACUGCUUCACACGUACAUCGACCAACGCAUGCUACUGCCUGGACGACGCCAGUGUACGGCAAGUUGGUGCAGAUACCAUGUUGACACAGCAGGCCUAUCUACUCUUCUAUGUACGUCGGGCGAAAGGCGCAUCCAGUUCGCUGUUCCAGCCUGAAGCGCGAAGCAAGACAAGUGCCAGCAGCAGCAGUAACGGCAUCGCUUCACCAUCACAGUCCGCUUCCCCAGCAGUACGCUCUCCAGCGGCAAGCGUUGCACCAGCAUCAAAGUCAAAAUCAUCAUCUUCGCAUGCUUCAAAUGGAACUCCGGCAUUGACAUCGCCGUCUGCAGCUGCGGCGGCGGCAUCGUCAUCGUUAGUGAAUGGCCGACACCAUCCGGUCAGUCCCGGUCGUCAGGCAUUAGUAAAUGGGGAUGCAUCGCCGCUGUUGAACGGGCAUAGUCGUCCUGGUAGCGCCAGCGGUGACAAGAAGAUCAACCUUUCUGCAGUCGAAAGCAAGAAACAGAACCAAGUGGAGAAUGGUUUUGCCUCCUCAGAGCUUGGCUCUCCUGUCCUAAGGAAGAACUUUGAUACUUCCCGACAGAUCCUGUCGCCCAAAUCCCCGAAGCGACACGAGCAGCAGGCACCCUCCUCUAGCCCAAUCAUCAGUCCACAGCCAAACAAGGCUAACAAAGAACGACAGCAGCAGCAGCAGCGGUCUUCAUUUCAAAAUGGCUUGGCCAAGAAGAAUGGUAUUGUCAGCCGUGACACGGAUAAGCAUACGAAAUCACGGCCAUCUAAGAAUGGUGUACAGGUGGUGAACUUCAGGGAUAUGAUUGACAUCCGUGAAGGUAGGAAGCGGAAGGGUCAUGACACAACUACCGCCGAGGACGACGCUAAUUCACCCGCGAAGAAGCCGAAGAUCAGUUCAUGGGAUGGUUGCAUUGACAGCGCUGUAGUGAAGGAGUUGACUUCUAGUAAAGUGGAUACAUGGGACAAGGAUGUCAAGAGUGUAGCCUUCCCGCAGAAAACCAAGCAUCGAGACAGUGCCGACGAAGAGGACGAUACUUGGAAUGAGGAAUAUGAUAAGCCCAAGGUAAAGAAAGUCAAGAAGAAGCUGUUGUCAGUCAAUGUCAGGAAGCCACUAGGCAAUCCUUUCCAGCGUGCAUAUGAAAGGAAAUAUUCCAAGAAAAUCACCAAAGUCGGAGUGGCAUCACGCGGUGGUCGACUUGGCCGACGGCAUGGCAUGAGCGGCAGCUUGCACCAACGGAGACGUGCACACUAAGUCCAGACUACUACUGCGGCGUCUUGUCUGGACUUUACCCACGGUAUGCUUUGCCCAUCCUUGCUACCAUAGUCACCAUGGCUGCUGCUGUUCUAUGCCUUGCAUGCAGACAUCUCUAUGUGUCAGCUACAAGCGUAACUGCAGUCCUGCUCACGGAAACCCAGUCGCUGGAGUCAAGUUUGAGCCUUCCACCAUUCAUGGUGGCUGUGUUGCGCUCUGAGCCGCAGCAAUCAUGUUGACUGCUGCCUGUUGGACACACAGAAUAUCUAACAACCAUCAAGUAGUCACAGCCAUGUGUCGUUGUACCAAGGUAUGUCGUGUUCGGAUAACUCUCCGCAACACAGGCGGUAGCAGUCAUCCUGUGCUGCCAGUGCUGUGUAUCUCUCUGUUGAUUGUUAUGACCAUGUUCACAGUGCUGCUGGUGGGCUGUGCUGGGUACAGAGGCACAGAGGUACGUACAGUCUACAGCAUGUGCUGCAAGCCAUUGAACUGGCAUGCUAUCUGUCAUACCGUGUGCUAUAUAUGCCACUGUGCACAUGCCUAGCAGAACUAUACAUAUUCCUGCAGCAGCACAAUGCCAUGUCCCAGCCCAGUGGUAUGACACACCUGACUUGCCUGUAGCUCUAACUGCACCAAGGCCUUUUUUAUUUCAGUUGCGCCUUUGUUACAGGCCUUUAUCCCAGCUACAGCUCUCCCAUGCAGGGUCAAAACCCGGUAUGACCCAUCACAGCACUUUGUUUUGUAGAGCUAGUUGCUGUUAACCUGGAAUUUAAGUCUCUCAAAGUCGCUGUUUGUUGAAUUAUUGUUUCAUCCUUUUUCUUUUAACCGUUCCUCUUUUCUUUCCACGCUGUGUGCACUGCACACAUGUGCACACACUCUCGCUGUACGACAUCGGUUAGCACAUGUGUUGUGCUUGCAGCGUGAGAUCUGUGUUUUGACGCUAUGCGCUGGAAAGUUACUAUUGUUGUGUUUUGAGUGCCAACUGGCUCCGCACAAGCUUUCUUCUCUUUUAUGUGUGUGUACUGCACGUGAGCAUGUUGAGGGCAGCUGUACCACGCCGAUCAGUAUUUAUGGACUAGAUAGCAGAUAUCGUUUACCUGCCAUGAGAAGUUUUGUUUGCUCUCUUUUCUUCAAUCACUAUCCUAACCUUUAACAAUUGUAUCUGUCGAUGUGUUCGUCAGGGUAUGGUCACAGCUCUCUUUUCCUUCUUGCUUGUUCUGCGACGACUACUGUCGUAGAGAGGUACUUUACACAUCUUGUCCAGUCUGUUUUUCUUUGAUAAAGAUUGAAGGAGUUCAUUUUACCUGGCAAGCUUCAAUUGCUAGCCAGCAAUGUCGAUUCUAGGGAUUUCACUCUGUACUCUUCUA